AUGAUGCUAUUCAGCACAUCACUAGCUGGACCAGCACUAGAUUGGGCGCAGCAUGAGCCACUCUCUACAAUCGAGUCAUGGAUCGAUUUUAGAGAAGCUUUCUUGGAGAUUUGCAAGGACCACCUUUCAAAUCCAAAAUGUGCAAAGGAGCAUCUAUGCAACUUUGAGCAGCUUUGUCAUGACUAUGGACUUGGAGACAACCCCAAGAAGAUACAACUUUUCCAACUAUCACUAGCUGGACAAGCCAAAGACUGGGCUAAGUUCAAUGCCCAACAUGCUUUCAAGACUUGGAAUGGAUACAAAGGAGCUUUCCUUCACAGAUUUGCCAAAGGUCCUGUUUAUGUCCCACCACCACGCCCAAGCUAUUCACAUACCAUCCAUCAUCACCAGACAUAA
Molecule: messenger RNA, 396 nt
Organism: Microthlaspi erraticum
Lineage: Eukaryota; Viridiplantae; Streptophyta; Magnoliopsida; Brassicales; Brassicaceae
Source: the annotation of a GenBank genome assembly